This is a messenger RNA of Glarea lozoyensis ATCC 20868, 702 nucleotides long. RefSeq names its product C-8 sterol isomerase. Gene Ontology annotation, cellular component: endoplasmic reticulum. The transcript is spliced from 3 exons. The record is from RefSeq and is a predicted model, not a curated record. Lineage: Eukaryota; Fungi; Ascomycota; Leotiomycetes; Helotiales; Helotiaceae. Gene Ontology annotation, biological process: ergosterol biosynthetic process. The coding region runs from base 1 to 702 and encodes 233 amino acids.
AUGCCCUCCAAAAAACCCUCAUCCAAGCCGCCCCGCGCAACCCCCUCUAAUAAAAUACGCACCUUCACCCUCCUCGUAGCCAUCCUCGCCAUCCUAUCCGGAGUAUACAUAUUCCUAGAAUCCCGUCUCGAGUCCUUCUACAUCUUCACCCCCACGCACCUCCACUCCCUCUCCCUCCGCGCCAUCAGCGCCCACGGAAACGACACCAAAGCCGUAGUCUCCUACAUCGUCUCCGAGCUGAGCGAGAAACUCCCCGGUGGAUACGUGAAUCUGGAUGAGGAGUGGAUAUUUAAUAAUGCUGGGGGCGCGAUGGGAGCGAUGUAUAUAAUCCACGCCAGUAUCACUGAAUACCUAAUAAUUUUCGGCACAGCCAUAGGCACAGAAGGUCACACCGGCCGCCACACGGCCGACGACUACUUCCACAUCCUGUCAGGCACUCAACUAGCCUACACACCAGGUUCCUACGCCCCAGAAAUCUACCCGCAAGGCAGCGUGCACCAUCUGCGUCGCGGCACCGUGAAGCAGUACAAGAUGGAGGCGGCGUGUUUCGCGCUCGAGUACGCGCGCGGCUGGAUCCCGCCGAUGCUGGGGUUCGGGUACGCGGAUACGUUUACGAGUACAUUGGAUUUUUGGACGUUGUGGCGGACGACGUGGGUUACGGGACGGGAGAUGGUGGGGAAUCUUUUGAGGGGGAAACUGUGA